UUUCCACAGCUUUCUUUCACAUAAGGGCAUUCGUAACGGAUUUCAGAACUCUACUCAGGAUUUCUGUAUAUCAAUGCUAUCAGUAAUUACUGGUCCCAGAGAACAAGAAUGACAGGUCAGGCAGAAGAGGUGCAGUCGUGCUUCGUAACUACAAUAUCCGCAUUGGAAACCGGUUUCGAGAGCAUCAUACGAUCCAGGCCUGUGAGCUUCGUAGCUGGCAACUCUGAGACUGAAUAUGUGCUCCAUGAUGGUGUCGUGGCACGCUUAUCGAAACCCCUCAAUGUUCUUGUCAACGGGAUGUUGAAGGAAGCAAGAGAUAGGCGCGUUGAAUGGCCCGAAGUGGAUGAACAAACCUUUAUACGGUUCAGCCAAUGGGCAUAUACGGGGAUAUACUUUGCCGCCGAUCCUGAUAUCGUGCUGUAUCCUUCCGACAUAACUGCCGCCCUGGCACAUGAUACGGCAGAGACUGGAGAUCCUGUACACAUGGAGAAGGUAGUAGCCACUAAUCAAUCAAAUGCGCUACCAGCCAUACCACAGGAUAAUGCGGAAAAACCAACUCCUUAUUCCCUGGCUUCUUGCCUACGAAAUGCCCUAGGUGCGGCACCUAUGACCUGCAGUCGAGGUCAUGCAUUCGGGGUUGUUCCGACGAUCGACAAAUUAUGUGAUAAAUGCUCAAGAAAUUUCAGAGUAGCAAUCUGCUCCCAGAAGCUGACACCCACCCGGAAGCUUGAUACAUGCGGCUUGCCGCAAUAUUCUGUCUGUGUGAAAUGUAGGGAAAGAUUGAGGGACUCAAAAAGGCUCCUGAUGGCCACGAAAUUUGUCUAUCCGACGCCUGCACGACCAUUUCAAGCAAGGCCAAACCGAGAAGCAGCAGAGGACUACAGUGAAGUCUUCUUUUCCCAUGCCAAGUUGUAUGUUGUCGCAGAUAUUUACGACAUAACAUUACUUGCUAAACAAACUUUGCACAACCUUGCAACAACGCUGGAACAGUUCACUCUUUACAAGAAACGGAUUCGCGACGUGGUGAUAUUAGUCGAAUAUGUUUUCAAAAACACACAAAAGAAGGAUGCGAUGCGUGACCUCUUGGUACAUUAUGCCGCAUGUUUUAUUGAGGAGCUCAACGAGGACGUCGAUUUCAAAUGUACACUUGAAAACUGUCCGGAGUUUGCGUCGGCUUUGAUAGCAAAGAUGAUUGAGCGAUUGGAUUAGCGCAUUGGAAUGCUUCAGAGGCGGUGCAGCUUUCCGUACGCGUUUGUUGUAUUGCUAGUUCAAUCUUCCAUAUUGAAUUACCACAGACAUACGCAAAUUA
This is a messenger RNA of Truncatella angustata, 1309 nucleotides long. RefSeq lists its product as uncharacterized. Lineage: Eukaryota; Fungi; Ascomycota; Sordariomycetes; Amphisphaeriales; Sporocadaceae. The transcript is spliced from 3 exons. The record is from RefSeq and is a predicted model, not a curated record. Bases 109 to 1209 code for a protein of 366 amino acids.